Molecule: messenger RNA, 1007 nt
Organism: Sebastes umbrosus (honeycomb rockfish)
Lineage: Eukaryota; Metazoa; Chordata; Actinopteri; Perciformes; Sebastidae
Exons: 8
Coding region: 242-892 (216 amino acids)
Source: RefSeq, a predicted model, not a curated record
ACAAAGAUCAAAGUUCAAAAUGUUCACUUGAUGUCUAAUAUAUCCCACCCACUGCCAGGUGCCAUUGUAACGAGAUUAUUCAUGUUAUUCAUUUCACCUGUCAGGGGUCUUAAUGUUAUGGCUGAUCAGUGUAUGUCUCCUACAGGAAGUGUGGGUGGAACAAUACAUCAGUGAUCAACAGUGGAAAGCAGCAGAAUAGUGUUUUGUGAUCCAGGAAGCCUUCUCAGCACCGACCUCUAACAUGAUUAAGCUGACCUUCAUUCUGCUGCUGUUUGCUGCUGGACUCACUCAGUGCUUUCCAGUUACAACUAGUCCAGGUGGAAAGAGCUAUAGGAAUCUGUUUUACUGCAAGAAUCCAGGCUGUGCUGCAAAUGUGACUAUAGUCUUUUGCAACGACCUUCCCGUCCCGACUCACACUCACAUCACAAAUUGUGCUGGCCCUCCACCACCCAACACUGUCUGCCAGCAUGAUCGUCGGGCAUACGUUUCCAUCGAUACAGAUGCUGACUGUGAAUUUGAAGGGAAAGGCGGUUAUAUUAUGACCGAAAAAUGUACAGACCACAGCAUCAUUUGUGCUUUUAUUGAUGCUACCACUCCACCAAAAGUCACCACAGAGGGAACGCGUGAGGUCCAUGCAAAACGUCCAUAUAUUGUCGGUGAGGUUUGUGGUUCAUUUCUAGUAUUACUAAUAGUAAUAGUAAUAAUAGUAGUUGCAUGUUUCUGUAAAAAGAGAUCAACAGCCAACAACCAACAGACAGCAAGUGAAUCUGAUGUGACUGUACCCCUAAGAGAGAUGCAAAGCCGUGGUGGAACCAGGGACAGUGAUACUUGCAAUAGUGGUCCUGGUUCGGAUGGUGGCAGCUCUCCCUCUCAACGUGACCGUGGAGCUUAAAAACUCCUGCAGCCUCAUCUCUCUUCUUUUUUUCCUUCUUAUGUUUUUGCUUUGUUUGAUAUGUCAUGCUUUUGCCUUGUUUUUCUUAAUUUUUUAAAUAAACAUAUUAUGUAUG